UUGGCGGCGACAAGGAGCCGGGUUUUCCCUCGAGUACAGUUUGUUUGGGUCGUCCUCCUCCGGGCUAACGUUAGCUAGCUGCUCUGCUUCUGCGGCCACACCUUCACCAACUGCCCAAGGAGAUGAAGAAGUUAUUCGAUGACUUCAAGAAGGACAUUAAGUUUAAAACAGCGGGGCCCGGAAAGAAGUUAACAGCCCCUGCCACCAGCACCAAGCCCGAGGCGGUGCAGAGCAGCUCCGGGGCCAAACACAACCGCCAUGCUGCCAGUGAGGGGGCCCAGCGGGCCGGGGCCGCGGCUCUGGCCAGGAUUGAACAGCAGCCCCGGCCCAAGGUCCACACCUCUCAGGACCACAUCAGGAACCAGGUUAAAAGAGAACUGGAGGCAGAGGCGGUGGCACUGACUGAGAAGGAUAAAGCAGCGACAGCAGAGGGAUCCAAAGUGCCAAUGAAAGAUCCCACCUGUCUCUCUGUGUCAGGUGUGUAUUUCACCUGUCCACUAACUGGAGCCACUUUAACUAAGCGUGAGAGGGAAGUACACAUUAAGGAGGCCAUUUUUAUGCGGUUUGAGGAGGAUGCAGUUGAGGCCUCUGUCAUGAUGGUCCACACAUUUAACAAAGACAGAGAGAAGGUGAAAGCUGCUGUGGACAUCAUAAGCAAGUAUGUGGAUAAUAUAUGCAAGUGUCCCACAGAGGAGAAAUACAGGAAGAUUAAACUCAGCAACAAGGUGUUCCAGGAGAAAGUGCGUUCUUUGGAGGGCACCAGAGAGUUCCUGGAGGCCCUGGGCUUCACAAGUAUCAUGCUUCCUAUAGAGGGUCAAGAGGAGGAAGAGGAGUUCCUGGUGUUGCCAGAGCAGAGUCCUGAUGCCCUGGAAUUGAUGAAGGAGAGAAGGGAUCGACUCCAGAGAGGCGAGCCAGUCAGAGCUCAGCUGGACAGACAGCCCCAAGCUUUCAGACCCUCUCCCAACGCCCAACGCUUCGAUCUGCCGUCAGAAUUUUACAACCUGACAGCAGAGGAGCUCAAGAGAGAGCAACAGCAGAGGAGUGAUUUGGUGGAGAAGAACGCCAUGAUGCGCACAAAAGCCAUGAGGGAGAGAGAGGAGCAGAGGGAGAGAAGGAAAUACAACUACACCCUGCUCAGGAUCAGACUGCCUGAUGGAAACCUGCUGCAGGGCAUAUUUUAUGCGUGGGACCGUCUGUCUGUGUUGUUUGGGUUUGUUCGGGAGUCCCUGGUGGACGGCUGGCAGCCCUUUGAGCUCAUUGCACCUGGAGGUCUCAAACUACAAGAGGCAGAGGAAGUGGCGCUCGCAGAACAUAACUUGGUCCCUGCAGCUCUACUCACCUUCUCCUGGGAUGCAGCCGUGCAGGCAGAUAUCGCAGCUGCAGGUGGGAAGAGCCCCUCCCUUCUCAAACCGGGGCUGCUGGAAACCAUUCAGACCCUGAACUGAGCAGACGUAAUCUGUCCCCAAAUUCUUUCCUGCUAUGACCCUCCCUUGCACUGCAGGGGGUGAAGUUGCUCCUUCCAAAACAACUAGUGAUGAGUGUUACUAACUUAAGUCGGUAGCAGCGAUAGACUAGGGGCAACUUCUCCCCGAUGCACUUGUUUUGCUGAGCGCAACCCUUCUCUUGUCACUGUGGGGUAAAUGUCAACCUACAGUGUGUCUCAGCAACACAUUCUGCUGAAGAAGCACUGCUAAGACAUCUAAGGAGAAAGCAAGGGAUGAGUGUGGUUAGUAAUGCAUCCUGAAUGUACAUGCUGUGUAGUGAACAGACUGUGGCAGCAGUCGUCCGUGCUCUACCCUACAGUCAACCUGUCAGGUAUACUUCUCGUGGCAUGUGGAGAGACCUUGUUUUAACUGUCAGCACUUCCCACUGUUUUUUUUUGUUGUUUUUGUUAAAGUUUUUAGUUCAUCUUGCUUCCAACUGUUGAAUCAGGAAACUAGAAUAGCCAAGACCCAACAGUACCCUUAAAGAUAGGGUUGGUAAUCCUGGAAGAGCUAGCAGGCAGAAGCUACACUUUGGGAAAAAAAUUAAUCUAUACAUCCCACUCCCUCCCAUCGGCCCUCUUAUUAAAGAUACGCCCCCAAAUGACUCUUCUAGUGUGCGACAGACGCAAAAAAUAAAAAACAAAGAUAAAUAAUACCUCCUGGUGAAAAAGCGGCGACAGACAGAGAUGUCAAGAGAGGUUGAGGUGAUGAGAGCUUUGUGUUGUAAUGACAAUUGUGUGAUCCCAGCAACAGAAUUAACACGUCACUUCCUGCCUCUGCCUGAAUAUUGAAGAGGAUUUCUUCCCUGACCCAUAUCACAUUGUUCCACGAAAAUCUGUUCAGUUAUUUGUGUGUAAUCUUGCUUACAAACAAAUAAACCAAGGCCGACAGUGGUGAAGACAUAACCUCAGUGACGUAGGUCUGGUCGGACACAUAUUUAGUAUCUCAGCCUCUACAGCAGCUCCUGUGCUUUAGCUUGGUGUCAUUGCACUGGCUUCUUUCAAGACUGUCUGACGCUUUGUUUGGCAGUGUUGUGGGUUCGCUCAGUGUUUAAUCCGUCAGCUGAUGGUCGACUGGUCUGACUUGGUGUGAUAACAAGUCUGUCUCUGUUGCUCGUCUUGUCCUCUGCAGUGGCGUCAUACUCCUCAGUGCUGUACUACAGUUUUUUGUGGUUGCUUACGUAUGAACAUAAAAGCCCAGAUCAUCAAAUCAUGUUUUUUCCGGAUGGUUUGACUUACAACUGAGGUCCAAAGCUGGGGCAAAUGUUUAUUCAACCCCUCGCACUAAGUUUUUAGUGUGCAGUCAAUUCUAAUACCAAAGUAUUGAAUCUGAUCAGUUUUAAGCACUUUUAUUUAAAACUGUUUGAAAGACUUGGUAUAAAAUUCCCCUGGCAAUUUGAUAGUUUAACUGCAAAAGCCUCAUGUAAACAAUGUUCUGAAUUACAGUUGUGAUAAGUGGCUUCCUGUCAUUGUUCCUGUCGUCCAGAGAGGUGGUUUAUUUCUAUUUGUUUGUAUCAAACACAUUUAAUUCAGAUUAAAAGGGUUUAUUCUUCAAACAGUGGUAUUCGUGACAACGUUUCACUGACUCCACAUGUGGAAUAAAUGCAACUAAAGUUUACCCCGAAUGUUCGUUCUAUCUUUUAGAUCCACCUUUUUGUCAGAGAAGUUUUUGUUAUGUUUGUUAGUUGAAUAUAUACCUGUUAAACCUGUACAAGCUUAUUAGUUUCUCCUGCUUGUGGUUGGUUAAGAUGACAACGACCUACCUCUCACCACACAUCUCCAUCGAGUCAUAAACAAACAGAGCCUAAACAUGUUGGUCGUGUUGAACUUUUUCAUCACCACCUUCAACUUGUACCACUGUCACUGCACCAAACUCACAUUAACUUCUGCCUGCCAUGUUAAUGUCAAGGAUUUGUUAUUUGUUUAGUUCCAGUGUUUGAGGGCGGGUCCGCCAUGAGCAAGAGUUCUGCACUCCACAGGUUUCAAUGGAAGGGUGCAAAUGUGUUCUCAGCAGUGUAACUUUAUUAAAACACUUGAUCUAUCCAGAUGUUCUGAGUUGCGUUUUAACCUGCCUGUAUUAAAGAUCGCUUGCACUGCAUCUUGUUUUUAAAAACAGAA
This is a messenger RNA of Hippoglossus stenolepis (Pacific halibut), 3601 nucleotides long. It is a transcript of the gene ubxn6, whose product is annotated as UBX domain protein 6. The transcript is spliced from 11 exons. NCBI's taxonomy places the organism in Eukaryota, Metazoa, Chordata, Actinopteri, Pleuronectiformes, Pleuronectidae. The record is from RefSeq and is a predicted model, not a curated record. Gene Ontology annotation, cellular component: cytoplasm. The coding region runs from base 123 to 1445 and encodes 440 amino acids. Gene Ontology annotation, molecular function: protein binding.